CGUGGCAGCCACUCACGCUCACACACUCACACACACACACACACUCACACACACACACGCCGCUGAAAGUAUGUAUGCGCAGCUCUUCUCCGCCAGAGAAGAUGAAGGGAAUGUGAAAACAGCCGUCUAACUUCACUAAAUCAAAAAUAAGAACAACACUCAAAGCCACCCGCCUGGAUUUAAGCUGGAAUUCUUCAGAGCAGACAGACUUAUUCAACAUCACCUCCGUGUUUGAAGAUAUCGCUAUGAAAUAUUACGAGAACCCAGCACCUGAUAACUCCUCCUCCGAGGACUACCCCUGGCCGUAUCCACCUGAAAGUAGCACUAAGUUUACCUUUGCUGGAUUUCCUGUGCACAGCGAGACUGACCAGGGUGUGAACAUCGCUGACAUUUCAAAAAUGGUCCUGAACAGCAGCCUCACCACAGUCUUCCUCCCUCUCGUUUACAUCUUCAUCUUCAUUGUGGGGUUGCCCACCAACGCCAUGGCCCUCUGGGUGUUCCUCUUCAGGACCAAGAAGAAGCAUCCAGCGUCCAUCCUAAUGGCCAAUCUAGCGCUGGCUGACCUGCUCUUCAUCGUGUGGCUCCCACUGAAGAUCACCUACCACUUCAACGGCAAUGACUGGACCUUCGGGGAGCCGCUGUGUAAAGUCCUAGUGGGGUUUUUCUACGGGAAUAUGUACUGCUCCGCUAUCUUCAUAGCCUGCAUCAGCGUCCAGCGCUACUGGACAGUAGCUCACCCACUUUCGCGGAAACCAAACAGCCGUGUAACAGUGUGUGUGUGUGUUUGUGUGUGGAUUGUAGUCUGGGUCCUCACUGUACCGCUAUACCUGUAUGACCAGACCGUUAAAGUCAGUAAUCUCGAUAUAACCACCUGCCAUGAUGUCACUCGCCGCAAUGAAACACACAUCCCUGUUGGGUAUUUCCUGACCAUGGGCACUGUGGGAUAUGUAGUUCCCAGUGUGGUCUGCAUAGUGUCCUACCUGCUGACCUUCCUCUCCCUCAGGAGGUCCAUAACCGAAAGUGGCGGCAGUAAGAAGAAAAGGAAGGCUAUAGUCCUCAUGGUUACUGUGCUGGUGAUGUUCCUGGUCUGCUUCACUCCCAGUAACAUCAUGCUGAUGGUCCAUUACUCUCUGCUGGCUGCAGAUCUUCAGAACAAUGUCUAUGGGGUCUACAUGGUUGCUCUGUGUCUGGGCAGCCUGAACAGCUGCCUGGACCCAUUCGUGUAUUAUUAUAUCUCAGAGGAGUUCAGAGAUCAUGUGAAGAACUCGCUGAUUUGCCGCAGUGAACGUACAUCCAAACAGAUGAAGGUUUCCUUCAGACCUGUCAGUGACUCCACAGAUACCCCAACACCUUCAACUUGCACAUCUUCAGUGGAUCAACAGCAUGAGAGUUUUCAGAAUAUGACAUCUGAUUAGGGGUAUAAAUGGACAGCCAAACCAUCGAUGCCUAAAUGAUUACCUACUGAGUUAUGGUAAAACAAGGAAUGUCUUUCUUGGUUUAAAACGUGGGGCUAAAAUGCAUGAUGCCUGUUCAAAUUAGCUAUAUUCCCCAUCAUGCCCCAGCAUCUUUCAACUAAAUGCUUUCUGUUUGCAUUAAGACAGGCUAUACGCCAAAUGUUAUCUAGAUGUAGGUGAUGAAUGAAUGAUUCAAAAACAAAAGCACACUAGCAGUUGUUCUAUCUUCUAUAAACUAUUCCACAUGCAUCUGUGGGAAAUGAUUAAAACACAAGCACAUCUAGAAAAGCACCUAGAACUGAAAGGAGAGCUAGAACAAGAAGAUUGAGUGACUAUUUAAUGAAAGUCUCUGUAAACGGCCACGGCGACCAUAUACACCUUCUCGACUUGCGCUUAUGUGAUUGUAACCUGAUAGGAACUUAACCAGGUGUUCACACUUGCUAGUCAGCUAAGCAGAAACCUGAUUGUUGUGCGGCGAGUCAUGUGCAAAUCGGCUUAUAUACCACAACCCAUCGCCGGCGCUGUUCCUUGGUUUUUGGGUUCUAUUCAAAAGACGACUGUUACUUCAAAAAUCACAAUUUAGCGUCUUGUUAUUUGUUCGACCUUAUUUCAGUGUUUACAAGAAGACUGGAACAAUUGGCCUCAUGCUGUAGCCAGGAUGGUCGUAGACAUGGUGUAAUAAAAUGCACCACACUGUACCAAGACAACGGUGCACUCCAUUGACCUGUCCAAGCUGGCUACUUUGAAUGCAGUGGCAAAGGUGGAUAAAUCUCAGCAGUGCUUAUACCAGCUCUUCCACAAAUUGCCGCAUAGCUUGAUUAUGAUUCUUAUCUAAAAGAACCGCUGACGCUGUCGCAGCCGCCUUUUUUGAGGACGAAUUGUCACUCGUAGAUUCAGAAAGUACAUUUCAGACUUACUGUUCUGCCAGGUUCUUCCAGGUUUCCUGCAGUGUGUUUGUUAUGAUAUGACACACCUUAGCAGACAGAGCCAGAGCUUUCCCGUGCCAAAAGCAGUGCAUGCCAGCUCAUGUAGCCUGAUGCACCCAAGGAAGAAUAAUGAUGCAAACUGGAGUUUGAUACACAUGACAUCAUGCUACGCAUGAAACAUCCAGGCCUGAGAUGGUCUCAGUAUCCACACUAGUACACUGACAACAAGAACGAGACCUUUCACUUGAGCGUGGUUGGACAACUUUCCAUGUUUGGUCAGAAAACGGCGACUGAGAAUGUUCCACGAGCAGUGUAGAAAUGGUCCUGGCACAGAGCUGCUCCUAACUGGGGGAAUGGACACGAUACAGAUUUAUAGCCAAACUGAACGCAAAACGAAAGCCCACAAAGUUCUUUGCCAGACACUGACUACACAUUUUCCGCCAGAUGUGGAAGACUCAAAACUUUCUAAACAGCAGCAGUGCAGGCAGAAGGACAUCGCUGGCUAGGCCAGUGGAAAAGGGUGUCAGCAGAUAUAAUUUCCAGGUGUUCAGUGUCAUAUCAGACUGUAGCCUAUAGCUAACAGCAGUGCAUUCACCGUUACACCUUUUAGGACUCCUUCUCAGCGACUGCUGUGAAAUCACAUUUAAAAAGUCGGUCUCUACCGAACCCCAGCUAAAGAAAACGGCGGCUACUCCUACAGUUCACAGAACACAAUCAACCUAAUGUACCUGUUGGUGUCUGAAUUACAUUACAUAAUACUACACCACCAAUCUCACAGUUAACAGGGAGUUUUUGAAAGUUGUGGUAACACGUUACAAAAACUAGCUCAGACUACCAUUUCUUCCUCGUUUGAUUGCCAAUAUCGCAGCCUAAGGAGCUGGCUUCAACUGAGCAGCUACUCAGCCUGGACAUGAAAAUAAUGUCAAAAUAAAAACGGGUUUGCAUUUCACAGACCUAAACUGAAGCUCUCACAUCUGUGUCCUUCAUACCUGAAUAACUCAGUCUGGAUAGCUUUGUCGUAACGUCCUGUACAGAGAUAAACAUCGUGGGAGUCCAGAGCUGUUUACUGUGUAGAUACGUCACUGUUUCCACACGGGAAACGACGAGGGAGCUCAGCGUCCUAAUGCUGCUUUUGGACAUGAUGGGCGCUCAUAUUGUACUAAGGCUUGAAACAAUGGGAAAGCAGCAGUUGCGGAGCAGUGAUUGGAGGAGAAUAAGCCGGAGCUUGGUGGCGAGCAUAAAAGUUUUGGCCAUGAUACAGUGACAGCGCUCAGAACAAAUCAAAUACCAGAAAUAUUUUCUGCCUUUAAAUGUGCAGGCCUAUGAUCAGUCCGGGUCCUGAUCUGACAAAUUAAAGGGAAAAAAACAACAUAACAACAACCCCUCUCAGACAGCCAGUUGCCUUUGUUACGAGGGGUUUUUGCACUGCAGCUCUGCUAUAAUAUCCCUCCUGCUCCUGUUUGCACAUGGCCACAGAGCACGGUAGGAUGCUAAUGGCUUAACUGCAUCAUAAAAGCAUCUGUACUCGCCGCUCAUGUAUUGCAGACCUUUCCUUAAAACUUAUAUGUACCGCGCCUCUAUACAUCAGCGGUUCUCAAACUGGGGGCUACUUAGUCAUUUUUCACUUGGUCAGUUUAUUAAAUCUGCUUUGGCCAUAUCUAAAAAGUCUAUAUAGCACCAAAAUGGGUUCUGCUAUCAUUACGAAGUCAAAGGAACCCUUAUUGGUGCUAAAAACCUUAUCAAAACGUUUCGGUCACAUUUUACUUGGAUGGUCUCCUAUAGAUGCUCUCCAGAUACUGAAAUCACUUUCUGUAGAUGGUCAGUGGAUUAUCACCAACAGUAUGGUUAUGGUUAGGGUCAGGGUUAGGAGUAGGUGCAGGUUUUACCUUGAGGUUAAGUUUAGGCUUAGGCUUAGGCUUAGGAAUAGAUUUAGUAAUCUCUUUCACACUGAACUUGAAGUUCAGUUUCAUUUACUAGAUAUUUAGUUGAAUUAUACUUAAUAACCACGGUCUUUAGUAAAGAACCCCUGAAGAACCUUCACUUUUAAGACUGUACAGUAUAUUAUUUUUAUACAGUACUUUUACAGUGUAUUGUAUCAUUGUAGGGUCAUUCUGACAGGACAGUGAAACUGCCCAGACAAUGAUUACUAUUACAGGUCAUUUAAAUAUGCUUAUUGAGCAUCUAACAUAUAGAUUUCAGUUUAAGUCACUGGUCCUUAAAUCUAGACCAUUGGUCUGGUCAAGGAUUUUGGUGGUUCACUGAGCUACUGAUGUAACUGAUGGGUCUCCUAGUCUCACAGUCUCAAAUAUCUGAAAUAUUUAAAACACUGUACAUUUGCUUUUUUCAGGAAACCUUGGCGUUAAAGUCUGCAGACUCUUCAUGUUUGUCAUAGCGGUGCUUGGCCAACAGUGGCAUUAAGCCGUGCAAGCGUUGCCACGGUGACACUGUUACCAGCAAAAAUGGAUGAUUGGAAGUGGAUGAGGUGGAAAACUGCAGGAGGACUCUGUAGACUUAUUUUCCUUUCACAACAUUUGGUUCACCAGGAAUGAAAUGACGAGGCGUUUGGCGUCCGUGGCUCCAAAACAAUCCACGUCCAGUUUAUUCCACCGCUUUGGCCGAGGGCCAUGUUUCUGUUUUUUCAACGGUCAUUUAAAAGGCAUUUAUUUGUAACUGAAAGGCUUUAAAUGUAAUUUAAGAUUUGUGUUCUACAGUGUUUUGUAUAUGAUGUUGACCAUCUUCCAGAGUGUGUUAUAAAUCCUGUCCUAUUACUUCUGGAGUCAUAUUGUCAUAUUCGCUAUGCAUUUUUAACGACAAUAAAGCUGAGUUUUACACUUUAA
Pygocentrus nattereri (red-bellied piranha) is the source of this 5217-nucleotide messenger RNA. RefSeq names its product proteinase-activated receptor 2-like. Gene Ontology annotation, molecular function: thrombin-activated receptor activity. The record is from RefSeq and is a predicted model, not a curated record. The transcript is spliced from 3 exons. Gene Ontology annotation, biological process: phospholipase C-activating G protein-coupled receptor signaling pathway; blood coagulation; positive regulation of Rho protein signal transduction. Bases 246 to 1415 code for a protein of 389 amino acids. Lineage: Eukaryota; Metazoa; Chordata; Actinopteri; Characiformes; Serrasalmidae. Gene Ontology annotation, cellular component: membrane.